Benincasa hispida (wax gourd) is the source of this 3026-nucleotide messenger RNA. Its product is annotated as DNA glycosylase superfamily protein. Gene Ontology annotation, molecular function: DNA-3-methyladenine glycosylase activity. The record is from RefSeq and is a predicted model, not a curated record. Gene Ontology annotation, biological process: base-excision repair. Lineage: Eukaryota; Viridiplantae; Streptophyta; Magnoliopsida; Cucurbitales; Cucurbitaceae.
UCUUUUAGUACAAUAAAUGUGAGAGUAGAAAUUUAAACCUCCAAUCUCAAAAGAAGUAGAUGCUUAAUUGGUGAGUUGUGCCCUUAUUAUAAUUUGAAGGUUUAAGUAAAGAAUUUAAAAGUUAAUCGUAUGGAGUGUGUUUGUAAUGCAUAACAAACUAGCCUACAUUUAAGAAAAUUGUGUGAGAAAAAACUCUCCCUAGAUCAUACAUAGUAACCCGGUGAGGAUAAUGGUAGAUCCAGACCUUUAUAUUAUUUAUAUGAGAAAAUAACUUUAAACGCAUUAAAAAGAAAGGGAAAAACACGAGAGUAAGGGAGGACUUGGUAGGUUGCCACUAGACUAGCAAGUUAAUUUUUAAACUUAAAUGAAAUAUUUUUAUAUAAUAUUUAGAUGCUAAAAGUUGAGAGGGUUAGACUUAAGAUAAAUUUAACCCUAUAAAGGAUAUAAUAGAAAUGACUUUCUAAAUAUUUAAAUACACUUUUUAAAGCACUCGGAAAGUUAAUUUAAAUCAGACUUAAAUCUAACUAACCCAUCAAAAUGUUGAUUUAGAGUUGUAGGGUUUACAUUGAUGUUGACAUAAGACACUCAUAAGAGGGAAAAAGAAACUAACUCAUAACAGGGGAUAAAAAACUACAAACAAUCUCAUCUAUUGCAAUUUAAAUUGGUAAGCUUUGCCAUAAUUUGGAGAACAUUUUGAUCCACACAUACAAAGUAUUUUUUCAAUGCUUUUCCUCCCCUUUUUGAACAUAUAAUAAAGUAUUGUAUCAAUGUAUUGAAUGUACAGUGGAAGGUGAAACAUAUGAAACACCAAAAUAUAUAUAUAAUGGAAAAGAAGAUGAAGAAUGAUGGAUGGCAUGUCUUAAUCUAUGCAGGCAAUGGGUUUGCCUCAAACUUUAAGGUAAAGGAGUAGGAACUAAGAAUGUCUUGCCUUGAUAGGCCCCAUUUUCACUUGCUUUGAGGCAAACUGUACAACUAAAAGAGGAUUAUUGGCAGUUUUAUAUUGCCAUUUUCAAUACAUUCUAAUGCUCAACUUUUACUGAAAAUGGUGUCUACCAGUUGUGAAAAGCAACUGUCCAAACACCAAAAUUCUAAACCCUUGGUGGAAACUGAAUUUGGUGGGUAAUUUUGUGAUCUCUGAUAUAAAGAUUUCAAUCAUAGACAGAAAUGGAGAACUUUAGUGUAGUUGAUUAUGGUAAUUUGGCUACACAAUUGAGGAAAUUUUUAGUAUAAAAAAGUGAAAACAUGUCUUAAAUAGAAGAUAUUAGUCCUAAUAUAAUAAACUUCUUAAUUAGAUUUUGCUUGAAAACUAAGUAGCAAAUAUGGUGAUCCAUAAUGUUGAAGCUCACCUUUCACCAACCAAGUAUGGUAAGUGUGGGAAAUAUGGUAAACCAACUCAAAUAUUAAUUCUUCACUCAACACUUUCUCAUUUUCCCACAAACCUUUAUAAUCUCAAUCCACUUUUGUAUCAGAUUGUCCCAUUAAGCCUUAUCUUUUUUCCAAUAUGUCAUCCAAAGCCACUGUUAGAAGACAGAUUUUGGAGAGGCAAACAUGUCCUAAAGAGAAAGAUAGGACAAGCCAAAACAUUUUAUCCAAACACCUUAAGAAAAUUUACCCAAUUGGGCUACAAAGAACCACUUCAUCACUGUCUUUAUCUUCAUUAUCAUUGUCUUUGUCCCAAAAUUCAAAUGACUCUUCUCUUACAGACUCCUCAAUCCAAUUCGAUCAGAAAAUUUCGUACGCAAUUCGCCUUAUUACGCCACCUCCUGAAAGAAGAGACGUCCCAUUGCCUAAAAAUAUCCAACAAAGUCAAGAACUUGGUGAUGGGGAAUUGAGGAGGUGCAACUGGAUCACCCAUACCAGUGAUAAAGCCUAUGUAUCUUUUCAUGACGAGUGUUGGGGCGUCCCAGUAUACGAUGACAACCGACUUUUUGAGCUACUCGCACUAUCUGGAAUGCUGAUGGACUACAAUUGGACUGAAAUUGUGAAAAGAAGGGAACUAUUUAGGGAAGCUUUUUCUGGAUUUGAGCCAAGUAUUGUUGCCAAUAUGGGGGAGAACGAGAUAACAGAUAUAGCAUCUGACAAGGCCAUUAUGCUUGUGGAGAGCAGAGUGAGGUGCAUAGUAGACAAUGCCAAAUGCAUAUUGAAGAUAGCUAGAGAUUUUGGAUCAUUCAGUAACUAUAUGUGGAGCUAUAUGAACUUUAAACCUACAAUAAACAGAUUUAGACAUCCAAGAAAUGUACCUCUGAGAAGUCCCAAAGCAGAAGCAAUUAGCAAGGACAUGGUGAAGCGCGGUUUUCGGUUUGUUGGGCCAGUGAUUGUCUACUCAUUCAUGCAAGCAGCUGGAUUGACGAUCGAUCAUCUUGUCGAUUGUUUUCGGCACAGUGAUUGUGUAAAUCUUGCAGAAAGACCAUGGAGACAUAUCUGAGUUCAAGCUUUCUUAAUUUCCCUUCAAAGUUGUGGUUAUUUUGUGAGCAUUACGUUAAAAUAUAAAUAAUUAUAUAUAGAGAAAGCGAUGAAAACUAAGAUGGAAUUCAUCAACUCUUUAUUUAUCACUUUCUGUUAGAAUGGCCAAUUCUGCAACUGAGCUUAGAACCUUAUCAUCAACAAGUGCAGAGCUCACUGUUACAAGGAGCGACGGUAAUCGACAAGUUGAAGCUGGUGGAGAAUAAGAAUGUUGUAUUUAAUUUGUUUAAUAUUUUAUCAAGAGGUGUUUCAAAAUCCUCACAUUAUCCUUCUAAUAUAUGAGAAACUAAUUAUUUUAGAUGUUUGGUGUGAAUCUCUUGAGUUUCAUCUUAUUACUGUUUCAGAAUCUAAUCACAUUACAUGAAAGAAAUUGGCUCAAAAUUGCUAAUCUUUGAAUCUUUGUGCUUUCUCAUACUUUCUAAGCAACCCCUCGCUGUCUAGAACAGAGAGAACUUAGAAUGUGCUUUAGUUCAUAAAGAACAUCAAAAUACAACUAAAAUCAAUCAAAGCAGACAUAUAAAAAAAUGAAACCUAAUUACAGUUCAUAAGGACCAAAUAUGUAG